GCUGAAUUUAACAUAGCAAACCAAAUUUUUUAAAUUUGGUUAAUCCAACUGCGUCACUACCGGAAAUAUUUCCAGAAAAAUCGAAAUGAUGAGAAAGAACAGAUACCUGAUCACAGGCAAUGCAGUCAGUAGACUCUAUGGCAACUUUAUGAAGUAUAGCAAUUAUUGCUUGCAACAUAAUAUAUCGAACGAAUUUCUCGAUGGCGUGGUGCACACGGAAGAUGGUUUUGUUGCCAAUGCCGUCUAUGCCAAAUUCUAUCAGGCGACGGAUUUGACGGAAUCACGUGUGCGUUCGUUGUUCACGCGGUUUGGACCAGUGGAAAGUGUUCUGAUCUACGCAACUCCACACGAUAACGUGUACAACGAUACAAAAACAAAUAACGGGAGCAAAAGGAGGAUUCCAGAGAACAAUCUACAGAAGGAGAUGGCCGGAUACGCCAUAAUAUCCUACAAAAAUUGUGCGGAUGCUGCUAGUUGUUUGAAACAAAACAGUAUGCUCUAUGAACAUUGCUAUAUAGCAAUGGCGGACAGCUGGCAUCAGGAGUCCUAUAAGCACCAAGUAUCAACUGAAUCUAACGCGAAUAUAAAUGCUGCAACUAGCGGAGAAAAUCAUCCCAUUGCAACAAAUUCACAGCAAGUUGACUUCCUUCAUCUAAACGAUUAUUGUCUGAUGCUGAUUUUUGAGAAACUUGACUGUUUCGACCUGAUUGCACUGAAAAAAACAUGCUGUCGUUUUGAGGGGAUUGCAUGCGAUAUAUUAAAACCAACUAUUAGCAUGCUCGAUUUCAAUAAGCAACUGAUCAAAAAAGAACUUGUCACUUUGUUGGACGCAAAAUCGUUGCUCACCGACGUGGGACUUUUAGUAGAUCAUUUGUCUAUCGAUCGGACUCGAUUCUCGAAAUUCGGAGAAAGGAUCUUGAGUCGUAUAUCUCGAUAUUGUCCAAAUCUCACCGAGCUGAGUAUUCACCACUUCACUUUAACCUCGUAUACUAUGCGGAGUUUGGCGGUAGUUUUUAAAUCACUUGUGGGGCUCUCAUUGAUCAAUUGUAACAUCGACGAUAAAAUUGGCAGAAGUUUGAAGUCAGCUGUAAAUCUGCAAAGAUUGGAUCUAUCACGGAAUCCUGCACUUACCGGCAAGUGCUUGAGUGCAGUGAAAAAUCUAAAAUAUCUAAAUUUGGAGAUGUGUUAUGACAUAAAAGGACAGCCAUUUUCAGACUUUGCAUCGAAAAACAGCACCCUUGAAUACUUAAACAUCGUCAAGUGCGUACAUCUGACUACAGAUGCGAUCAAUUCAAUCUCGAUUUAUAUGACUGAGCUGUCCAGCUUGGCUUUCAGUAAUGAUUUUAAAGGUUUAAAUUCCUCAAGCAUGGCUAAGAUUGCUGAAUUACCUAAGCUUAAAGAAAUAAAGAUCAAAUGCAUGUUUUUAGAGCAGCCCGUCGAUCUGAUACUGCGAAAACUGGUAGAAGUGGAUCAUCUAGAGAGCCUGAUUCUGCUAGCGAGCCUAAAUGACUAUAAUCUGUUGUGUGGCCUAACACAGUUGAAGAAGUUAAAAUUAGACAGUGCACUUGGUUUUUCCGACCAACAACUCUCAACAUUGGGUUCCAGGGGGAGCUUUAUUGAACUGGGCAUUACCGGUCGCACACAAAUUACCGGCAAUCAACUGAUCGAGUUUAUCAAAACGAAUCCACAGCUGCAGCUACUAGAUAUUUCAGAUCGUCAAAUUUCCAAUGGUUUCAUCUUUUCGGCGAUCGAAAUAUUAAAUCAACAAGCUUGCAACCGACAAGGAACUGUAAGAAGUGGCAAACUGAAAUUAAUCGUUAAUGACACACGCCUUUUUUCGCAGAUCCAACAGGAUUCAAUUGUGCAAAACAAUCGGCAUCUGCUUGAAAUCAGUUAUUCGGAGAAAGACCCAAAACUGGAUUUAAAUAUGUAUACACCAUUUAUUUUCUGAGUAAUCAUCGGACCCGAAGCCAGUCCGUGUCCGAGAAUUUGAAGUUUGAAGACCACAAGAACGCCUGGAACCGAUUUGGCGACAAACAGCAGCGGUGACAUCUUUGUGACAAUAUCUGAACUACUCCAAAGUCACAUCUUUCAUUAUUAUGUUAUUAGUUACUUUUAAAAUUUUGUUUUAUUAACGGCAUACUACUUGCCUCACACUUGCUAAACUAGUGUAGCAACCUUGUGCUCACAGUCAUAUCCCUCAGCAGAGUAGUACCCCUCAAUUUUGCUCGGCGUCUAGCUGUCCAACAAGUUUCCUGCUCGACGUGUGAUGCAUUCUCAA
This is a messenger RNA of Topomyia yanbarensis, 2281 nucleotides long. RefSeq lists its product as uncharacterized. The transcript has 5 exons. Gene Ontology annotation, cellular component: SCF ubiquitin ligase complex. Gene Ontology annotation, molecular function: nucleic acid binding. The record is from RefSeq and is a predicted model, not a curated record. Bases 86 to 1951 code for a protein of 621 amino acids. NCBI's taxonomy places the organism in Eukaryota, Metazoa, Arthropoda, Insecta, Diptera, Culicidae. Gene Ontology annotation, biological process: SCF-dependent proteasomal ubiquitin-dependent protein catabolic process.